Molecule: messenger RNA, 513 nt
Organism: Symbiodinium sp. CCMP2592
Lineage: Eukaryota; Dinophyceae; Suessiales; Symbiodiniaceae
Source: the annotation of a GenBank genome assembly
AUGUCUUUCGCACAGCGUUUGGCGCACAACUCUGGGACUUCCAGGCAGCAGAUCAUUCAGCACUGGGUGAGGCAGCAGGUGGGGAACUUCGAGACAGAGUGUGGCAAGGUCAGCGAUCGCGGAGGCUACGUUGCCCGAUAUGACUGUCGAGUUAAUUCAAUGCCUUGUCUGGGGCACCACCGGGAGAUCGAGCCGUUCCGCCUGGCCUUGUUGCAGGCAUUGCAGAACCAUGGAUUUCGCAGCUUGAGCGUUGAGCAGGUUACACGUCUAUCGUGUCAGGUUUUGCACGUGGCUGCAUCCUGGGACCAGCUCGACGAAGCCGAAGGUUGCCAGGGUCCUGCAGGCGGCAUCGUCGCCUCGUGCGGCAUUUGUCAUGAAGACCGUCCUCUCGUGGCACUGGCUCCGUGCGGCCAUGUUCUCUGCAGUGGAUGCCAGCAACUGCUCAGGGACAAGCCGUGCCCCUUCUGCCGGCAGCCAGUUCAAGCAGUGACCAGGGGUAUCUUCGUAGACUGA